This is a messenger RNA of Trifolium pratense (red clover), 1371 nucleotides long. Its product is annotated as pyrroline-5-carboxylate reductase. Gene Ontology annotation, biological process: L-proline biosynthetic process. The coding region runs from base 130 to 954 and encodes 274 amino acids. The record is from RefSeq and is a predicted model, not a curated record. Gene Ontology annotation, molecular function: pyrroline-5-carboxylate reductase activity. The transcript is spliced from 7 exons. NCBI's taxonomy places the organism in Eukaryota, Viridiplantae, Streptophyta, Magnoliopsida, Fabales, Fabaceae.
AAACUUUGAAUAAACAAACACUUAUUAUAAAUAAAACAAAAGAAAAGAAAACUUCAUCACGGAGCGGCAACUUCACUACUUCACCCAACAGACUGAAACACCAGCCUACCACCAUUUCUGAAUCAAAAUAUGGAAAUCAUCCCAAUCCCCACCGAUUCCUACACUCUCGGCUUCGUCGGCGCCGGUAAAAUGGCCGAAAGCAUUGCUAAAGGCGCAAUCCGCUCCGGCGUCUUACCUCCUUCCCGCAUCCGAACCGCCGCUCACUCCAACCUCUCUCGCCGAGACGCCUUCGAGUCCAUCGGCGUAACCGUCCUUUCUUCAAACGAAGACGUUGUUCGUGAAAGUAAUGUCGUCGUUUUCUCGGUUAAACCUCAAUUAGUGAAAGACGUUGUGUUGAAAUUGAAGACGCUUCUUACUAAGAACAAGCUUUUGGUUUCUGUUGCUGCUGGAAUCAAGUUGAAAGAUCUUCAGGAAUGGGCUGGCCACGAAAGAUUUAUAAGGGUAAUGCCUAAUACACCUGCUGCAGUUGGUGAGGCGGCGUCAGUUAUGAGCUUGGGGGGAGCUGCAACAGAAGAAGAUGCAAAUCUUAUAACCCAAUUAUUUGGGUCAAUUGGCAAAAUAUGGAAAGCUGAUGAUAAGUAUUUUGAUGCAAUAACUGGCCUGAGUGGCAGUGGUCCUGCUUAUAUAUAUUUAGCAAUAGAGGCUCUGGCUGAUGGAGGAGUAGCAGCUGGUCUACCACGUGAUCUUGCAUUAAGUCUAGCUUCUCAGACUGUAUUGGGAGCAGCAUCAAUGGCCACCCAAAGUGGGAAGCAUCCAGGACAGCUCAAGGAUGACGUUACUUCUCCCGGUGGGACCACUAUUGCAGGUGUUCAUGAAUUGGAAAAAGCAGGUUUCCGUGGAACACUGAUGAAUGCUGUUGUUGCUGCUGCUAAACGCAGCCGAGAGCUUUCCUGAAUCUAUAGAUGAGGAUCUUAUAAUUUCUAAUCGGAAAUUUUAUUUCAGUAGAAUUUUCUGCUUAUAGUAUGUCGAAUUAGGGUUAUUCUUUGAGAUGAGUAAAACUUGCGAGAAUGUUUAGUCAUAGCAACAUUCUUCUUUUAUAAAUGCUACUAGUUAUGGACGAGUUUGGCCAAUUAGUACAGAAUAACAGCCGGGUCCGCUAACAUUAUGGAUGCGGACGUAUGCCAGGGGUUGAUGUUUCUUUAUAGAAGAUGAUUAGUAAAGCAUAAGAACUUGGCCAUUAGAGUUGCAUCCCCAUGUGCAUGCAAUUAUGUAUUUUAUUUCUAAUCCUUCAAAGCUUAUUGUAUCCAAAUCAGAUAUCAUACUCUUAAAUGUUUUGAAAGGGAGGUAAAAUGGUGCAACAUUAGCCAUGAA